GUUUCAUGUACACGCAUGCAGAGCGUGCACCCAGCGCCGACGCAGCACAUGCUAGCGAGAGCAGUCAUCCACAUCAAGCUGAGCAAGCUCUUUCUCGUAGCAUCGGUCGUCUUCUCUUGCAGCAUUGUUUUCGCGCCGCUCAAGGCGUACUUGACCGAGCCACUGCCGUGGACGCUGCCACCAACUUUCAACACAUCGCUCAAAGCUCUAGCAAUGACGAUACCGCCUCGGUACAUCAAUGCGACAACAGGGGCCUACCACUACGACGCCACCUUCUUCGUCGAUGUGUACCGGUACACUGUGCCUUUAGUCAAUCGGACGUGCUUGGAGACGCUCGUGCACAUCGCCGCAAGCUCGUUCUUUGGUGCUGGCAUGCGUGACGCCAUCUGCAGUUUUGCGGCGUCAACGAACGACUCGAUGGUCUACUGCCAAGACAACUUGUUGUUCUCGACGCACAUUAGCUCCGCGUGUGUCUGGGGCGUCCGCCACGCCGGUGGCUUGGCGUUCUACUAUGCAACGAUACCGCGCUUCAACGUGGGUCAGGUCGUCGCCAAGCUACUCUUCCGCGUCAUCAUCACACUAUACGCCAGUGCACAGAUCUAUCGAAGCUACUACCGACACUACGCGUCGCUCUUCGAAACACUGCGCCACCACGGCGACGCCAAUGUGGUGCGCUACGUGGUCUACCUUGGCGAUCCCACGAGCGUCAUUCUCUCGGACGGGUUUGUUUCGAGCUGUUUUGUCAUCGACAUUUAUCUCAGCACAAACUGCGUCGUGGGCGGGAUUCUACGGCUCAGCCAAAUCGACGAUUUCGGUCAAUUAACCCUCGGCGCGCUCUACACGUCACGGCUCGUAUGGAUGGCCUUCUUUGGCAUGCGCUACAGCACGCUCGUCAUUAAGCGCCUUCGUUGGGAGCACCGCGUGAUUGGCCUCGACUCGACCCUUAUGAUGGCACUCGCAUUCUUUGCUUCCACCGGCAUCGUCUUGCUCGUGGCCAACACGCCGCUAAUGGUAUUUUAUCACUGGUGCAACGACGUGGGGGCUUCAAGCCCCGACACCGUUGAACUUGCGGUAUCAAUUGUCUACAUGACUCUCUGCAUCGCCUCAAUUCCGCUGCUCGUGGCCUACACGUGGGUCACUGCCAAUCGCUGGAGGGUUCUCAAGCGUGUGUCAACAACAAGAGUGUCCUCGCUACACCUGAGCCAAAGCUUCAAGCAACGCGUGCUCUUCUUCUGCGAGUUUUGCUUCAUGACAAUACCACCCGACAAGUUGCGUGGCGGCAGCCUGUACCGCUUCUGUGCACUCAACCCGCGUCUUCGCCGACUGCCCCUCGUAGGGUUUGAGAGUGCCGACUGUUUUGUCGACGCCUACGACGUCCAUGGCAAACUCCUCUAUCGCAUGCGUCUGAGCUUGAUCUCUGUGGCGCUCGGGACAGGUCGAGUGCUGAUCGAAGAUGCCGCAGGCAGUCUUCGACUACUACCUGGGAACGAACUGAACGGUUUUUGGUCGCUCGCUCUCACGACGACUUUGACGUCGAAGGAUGUGGUUGCUCGCAUACGACACGGUCGCUGUACGUCGCCCUGGCUGUUAUAAAUGAAUGACUCCUCGCAUGGUGGGGACGUCGUGAUCGCGAUAUGAACGUCGACACAAAAAUCAUAUAUUUGACAGACAAUGUGUACUUUGC
Molecule: messenger RNA, 1684 nt
Organism: Saprolegnia diclina VS20
Lineage: Eukaryota; Oomycota; Saprolegniomycetes; Saprolegniales; Saprolegniaceae
Exons: 3
Coding region: 16-1593 (525 amino acids)
Source: RefSeq, a predicted model, not a curated record